Messenger RNA from Motacilla alba alba, 939 nucleotides. Its product is annotated as olfactory receptor 10C1-like. NCBI's taxonomy places the organism in Eukaryota, Metazoa, Chordata, Aves, Passeriformes, Motacillidae. Gene Ontology annotation, cellular component: membrane. The transcript has a single exon. The coding region runs from base 1 to 939 and encodes 312 amino acids. The record is from RefSeq and is a predicted model, not a curated record. Gene Ontology annotation, biological process: G protein-coupled receptor signaling pathway. Gene Ontology annotation, molecular function: olfactory receptor activity; G protein-coupled receptor activity.
AUGAUCCUUGGGAACCUCAGUGGACUCAGUGAAUUCAGACUCCUGGGUUUUUCUGGAAUCUCUCAUUGGCAUCCUUUGCUCUUUGUAGUUUUAUUAUCUCUUUAUAUUCUCACCUUGAUGGCUAACACAGUGAUAGCUUUCACAAUAAACACUGAUACCAGCCUUCACACCCCGAUGUAUUUCUUCCUCACUCAGCUGUCCUGUUUGGAUAUCUGCUAUUUAUCAGUCAUUAUCCCAACCAUUCUGGAGAACCUGAUGGUGGGAACCGUAAGUAUUUCCAAGACAAGAUGUGCAACGCAAAUGUUUUCCUUCCUUUUCUUCGGGGUUGCUGAAUGCUUUCUCUUGGCUGCCAUGUCCCUGGAUCGUUAUUUUGCAGUUUGCCACCCCUUGCAUUACACAAUUAUCAUGAGCAGCAGGGUCUGCAGGAGCCUGGUUGCUGGGAGUUACAUUUGUGGGACUGCCGUGGGCUUAAUUCACACCCUCAUAACCUUCAGCUCACCCUUGUGUGGCUCUGCCAUCGACCACUUCUUCUGUGAGAUUCAGCCCCUGCUGGACCUGCUCUGUGGCAACACCUUCCCAAGAGAGCUCCAGGUCAUCCUGGUGGCUGUCUUUGCUAUUCUCAGCCCUUUCUUACUGAUCAUUUAUUCUUAUAUUCAUAUAAUUUCCACAAUUCUUCACAUGGUAUCAGCUGAGAGCCAGCAGAAGGCGUUUUCCACUUGCUCCUCACACCUCCUGGUUGUGACUCUGUUUUACGGCACUGCAGGCUCUGUGUAUCUGAGGCCAAAAUCCACCUACUGUGCAGCUGUGGAUAAAUUCCUCUCGCUUUCUUAUUCUGUGCUGACUCCCUUAUUGAAUCCCAUCAUUUACAGCUUGAGGAAUAAGGAGGUGAAAGGAGCCCUGAAGAAAAAAUGGCGAAAAAUUAAUUUAGUGUGGAAAUGA